This is a messenger RNA of Chara braunii, 4427 nucleotides long. Lineage: Eukaryota; Viridiplantae; Streptophyta; Charophyceae; Charales; Characeae. The record is from the annotation of a GenBank genome assembly.
GGACCAACCUUUUUUUUUUUUUUUUCAAUCAAUCAAUCAAUCAAUCAAUCAACCGAAGUUGAUUGAUUGAUUGAAACAAAAGCCACAAACAAAAAACAAAGAAACCGGAUCGGGUCGCGUCCCGUCCCGGCCCGAUUGACAUCGCACCAAAUUUUUUCUAUUUCAAUCAAUCAAUCAAUCAGCGGGGGACUCGGAGGCAGCAGAGGGAAGAGCGACGGGGAAGGGUGGAGGGGCGGGGGAAGCAGCAGAGGGAAGAGCGACGGGGAAUGGCGGGAAAGAGAGCCGAGCGGUGGUGGUCAGAGGGCGGCGGAGAUGUGCGGGGGUGGGCGGAGGUGCGUGGAACUGGGCGGAGUCUGGCGGAGGUGACCAGAGCGAAGAUGGCCGGAGCGGAGGUGAGCGGGCGUAGAGGAGGUGGCUGCCUGGACCGCAGAUGGGCCGAGGCGGGCGGAGGUGGGCGGAGGUGGGCAGGUGGAGCGACAGUGGGCGGAGGUGGGCGAAGAUGGGCAGAGGUGGGCGGAGGCGGAUGGAUUGGAUCAGGAUUGGGAUCGGAAAGCAGAAGCGGAGGUGGCGAACUUGCCACGUGGCGAUCUUGGCACGUGGGAGGGGGAGGUGGCGAACUUGUCACGUGGCGAUCUUGCCACGUGGGAGGGGGAGGUGGCGAACUUGCCACGUGGUGGGAAGCGGAAGCCGAGGCGGACGUGGGUGGAGGUGGGCAGGUGGGCAGAGGUGGGCGGAGGUGGGCGGAGGCGGCGAACUUGCCACGUGGCGAUCUUGGCACGUGGGAGGGGGAGGUGGCUGGACGUCAGCGGAGCGGACGCAGUGGGAGGGUGAUACUCAACUACGACGGUGGGGACAAGGUGCAGUUGACGAUUAAUGUGGAGGGAGCGAAAGAGGGAGAGAUGCGGACUAACCCGAAAGUGCAGGACGCAGUCACAGAGGCGAGAGAUCGUGCGGAGAGGCGCUGCAGAAGAGACGGUGUGACGGCGAGGCUACGGAUAACGGUGGCUUAUCAUGAGACUGAGACUGAGACUGACACGGCGGAUAGAGAGCAGGCCCACCUGGACAGGGACUCAGGUGGGGAGAGCGAAAUGAGCGAAGCGGGAGAUCGGGAGACGGACCUCAGGUCCUGGAAUAGACCAGGCGAGGUCCAGAGGUAUCACCGAGCCGCGAAGCCGGUGGAAGAGGGACCCGAGGCUUACUCUCGACAGCUGACGCCCAGAGGCCGCGGGACGGAUCAGGAUCGAGAAGCGGAAGCGGAGGUGGCGAACUUGCCAUGUGGCGAUCUAGGGAUUCUUGGCACGUGGGAGGGGGAGGUGGCGAACUUGCCACGUGGCGAUCUUGUCAUGUGGGAGGGGGAGGUGGCGAGCUUGCCGCGUGGCGAACUUGCCACGUGGUGGGAAGCGGAAGCGAGACGGAGGUGGGCGGAGGUGGGCGAAGGUGGGCGGAGGUGGGUGGAGGCCGGCGGAGGGCAUCGGGAUCAGGAUCGGGAAGCGGAAGCGGAGGUGGCGAACUUGCCACGGGGGAAGCGGAAGCGGGGAGAAGCAGAGGCGGAAGCGGAAGCGGGGAGAAGCGGAGCCCGAAGCGGAAGCGGAGAGAAGCGGGGAGAAGCGGGGACAAGCGGGGACAAGCAGAACCGGAAGCGCAAGCGAGGAGAAGCGGAAGCGGGGAAAAUGGAAGGGGUUCCAAUCAACAAAUCAAUCAAUCAAUCAAUCAAUCAAUCAAGCCACGUCAGCAGACUACGUCAGCAGGACACGCCAGCAGACCACGUCAGCAGGCCACAUCAGCAGGACACGUCAGCAGGACACGUCAGCAGGACACGUCAGCUGGACACGUCAGCAGGACACGUCAGCCGACAGAGCAGGAAAUACCACAUCAGCAGGCCCCUGGCCUGGUCUAUGCUGUUGCAGUCACAUACAGCCUUUAUGGACCAAAGGUCUGGAGAAGCAGACGAGGCCUAUCAGGCCCGGAUGCUGGCUUGGAGUACCGAAACAAAGAAAUGGGCAGAUGACGCAGCAGCAGCAGCGAAGAAGAAGGCAGAGGAUGCCGAGCAGGCACAUCUACUAGCACUUGAACAACAGCGCCAGCAUGACGAGGCAGCAGCAAGGGCUGCCGAUGAAGAAAGAAACCAACGUCGUGAGAAGAUAUUUAGCGGAGAGCAGACCUUGCUCACAAUGGCAGCGGAAUGGCGGACCGAGGCCGAGAAUGGCAAGUUGGAGGAUUGCGAAAACAAGAUCACGCUCCUCCUCUCGCAUCUCACAGACCUCCUGGCAACCUGCAUUACACAGCAGGAGGAUAUCCACAGCCUAUACGACUCGCUAGCUCAACAGGGGGUUGUAGUGCAGAAAGUGUUUGCCUCACUAAUGAGCGGGUCAGACACCGAUGAGGGUGGAAUUGAUGAUGCGAGACUGACACGUUCGAGAUCACUUAGGGUCCCGCAUGUGUUUCAGACCCUACAACCGGGAGACGAAGGACUUCUUCGUGCCGAACGCAGAGCCCGUGCUCUCGCAGCAGCCAGGGAGGCAGCAAACGCAGCAGCUAGAGAACAGGCAGCAGCAGCCAGAGCAGCAGCAAUGGCUAAUGGCGCAGCCUCUGCUGCGUCCUCGUCUGGGACCCAGUUGGGAAUGCCAUUUGGGCCCACGGGUACUUCUGGGUCAGUAGGUUCUAGUCAGUCCACAAGUCAAAUGGCGGGCUCGCAGUUAAGCCCGUUGACCCCACGCGGUAGGGAGCUCUUAGAACUCCAGCAAGUCGAAAGGAUCCGCGCUCGGUUAGAGAGGGAACUGAAGCAAGCUACCUACAGAGAAAAAGAGAUCAAAAAUAGAACAGCCAAGCUUGAUACGUUAGACGCAGACAAAGCUGCAUUAGAGGGUUUGGAUGUGUCAGCCAUGUCUGACCAAAUGAAAAUAUUGAAGAACAGUGUACUGUCGCUGCAUGCGCAUGUGGACAGCAGACUGGACAUCAUGCAGAACUCUUUGGACCAGAUCUUGGACCUUUUGCAAAAAUCAGGAUUCCGGCCAGCAGCACAGUCGCCGUUGCCGUUAACAGCGAUGCCAGGCCCCUUUCCGGUACAAGCUGGCACACAACCAAGUGACCCAAGACACCGUCAACAGCACCAUCGCUCUCGAUGGAUGACUUUCAUCGACCAGUUUGACUUCUUUCCCGAUCACAUUCCCGGGAAGUCGAACCGUUUUGCGGAUGCUCUUUCAUGGCGUCCGGAUCAUUGUACCGCGGUUUACUCAACCUUCGAGAUCGACGAUGACCUGCGGAAGAGCUUCAUCCGCGUCUAUCAAGCCAACCCCGAGUUUCGCGACAAGUACGCGAAUUGCUCCUCUCCUAAUCCGGCGCCUUCUCACUACCGGAUCCAAGAGGGGUACUUGCUUGUCCACACGCAGGGGAAGGACCUUCUUUGUGUACCAAGUGAUCCUCACUUGCGUACACGACUUCUUGGCGAGUUCUACGAUGCUCCCGCCAUCGGACACUUUGGAGUCAAUCGCACGAUUGGCCGACUUCGCGAGCGAUUUUGGUGGCCCGGCCUUCUCGGCGACGUCACGCGCUAUUGCGAGUCAUGCGAGGUUUACUGGCGCUGCAAAUCCUGCAACCAUCGUCUAUACGGCGAGUUACGACCAUUACCGGUCUCGUUGAGGCGAAGGGAAGCGAUUGCCAUGGACAUUACCGGCCCGUUCCCUAAGCACAAGACCGGAGUGGAUGAAAUUCUCACAGUGGUCGACCGACUCACCAAGUUCGCCAUGUUUUUGCCUUGUCGCUAUCAUGCCAAGGCACCGGAGUUGGCCGAGGUUCUCUCUGCCGGUUGGAUUCGAACCAAGGGUUACCCCAAGGAGAUCAUCUGUGACCGCGACAUCCGGUUCAUGUCCGAAUUUUGGUUGGCGCUCAUCAAGCGAUGGGGCUCAUCUUUCAAGCCCAGUUCAGCUCGCCACCCUCAAACCGAUGGCCAAACGGAGAGGGCGCACCAGACUGCACAGGUUCUCCUUUGCACUCUCAUUCGUCCUGACCAGAAGGACUGGGUUGAGCGACUACCGGAUGUCGAGUUGGCCUACAACUGUUCCAUCCACCCGGCUAUCGGGAUAUCGCCUUUCGAAUUCGAGCACGGCUCGCCGGUCACUUCACCGUUGGACACUAUUACUCCACGAACGGUCGAAAGCGACGACCAUCUUAUUUUCUUGCGUUGGAUGCAAGAGCUUCUUGUCAAGGCACGCGACCAGAUGGCUAAGACGCAGCAGCGCAUGAGCCGACAGGCCAAUCGCCAGCGUCUUCCUUGCCUGUUCCACGCCGGCGACCUCGUGUGGGUUUCCGCAGCGGAAUUCAGCCUCGAACAAGACAACUCUCGCAAGCUCCUCCCGAAAUGGAUGGGGCCUUGGCAGAUCGUGGCACCCGCUGGGGACGCACCUGAGGGGCCUUCCUUCACGAUUCAG